This is a messenger RNA of Stylonychia lemnae, 1845 nucleotides long. Lineage: Eukaryota; Ciliophora; Spirotrichea; Sporadotrichida; Oxytrichidae. The record is from the annotation of a GenBank genome assembly.
AUGGAGGACCAGCUUAGUGCUACAAAGCAUUAAAGCAAUGAGAAAGGAUCAUUAGAGCUAAAGAUAAAUCCAAUAUCCCCAAGUCAUCACAACAAACGCUCAAAUGAAAAUGGCUCAAUAAAUAAGAAAUUGCCUCCUUCAGUUCAGACAAAUCUUUUAAAUUUGGCUAGCUAAAGUAAGAAUUCAGGUUAUAACAGUCCUAUGCUAACUAAAAAUCAUGCUCUUGGCGAUAAACUUGGUAGUAGUAGCCAUGGCAACGGAAAUUUAGAUGAGUCUCGAGUGCAUGCUCCCAUUGAAAGUUUCGUUGACGACGGCCAGUAAAGAUUAGAGAGAACAAAGGUAGAAUUAGAUGAGACUAUCAAGGAUCUAGAUCAUAAACUGAAUAGAGUUCUAGCCAAAUAAGAGUAUGAUUAUCUUAAGGGCUAUAAUAUUUAUGUGAAACGUAAGGAAAAGGAGCUUAGAGAUUUAAUUCAAAAACUAAGUGAUAAGAAUCAGAAUACAACCUUUAAAGAUGAUAAAUUAUCAAAUCUUGAAUAACAGGUUCACAAUCUUAGAGAUGAGCAAAUGAAGAUGGAAAAGCAAAAGUAGGAGUACAGAGAAAAAAUUAAAUUCUGGAAAAAUAAAGCUGAAAUGUUUGAGAGCGAGAAGAACUUCCUCUAUAAAUAGACUAUGGAUACCAAGAAGAAAAACAAGCUACUCAAGGCAGCAAUAGGUAAACUAUAGAAUGAAUUGGAGAAAAUAUCAAUGACUUAGGAGUAAAAGCAAAAAAUUGAAACCGAAAUAUAAAAAAGUCAUUUCUUCCUGACUGAUCUCAUGAAUCUCGCUCAGUCUGAUGGGGAGAUGAAGGCGAAAAAGACCUCUCCUAAUUAGUUGAAUUAAUCUUAGCAAUUAUUAGAGAAUUCUUAGAUUCAAGACAUCAGCACUAUGCAAUUCAGUCUGCUUGACACAUCAAUCAAUUAGGGUCCAAAGAAGCCUAACCACAAGAGAUAUCAAUCAUUAGCCAUUAAUAAUUAAAGUUCAAGAUACGCAAACAUUCCAACAGAGAACAUAAAAUUUGAGAAGUUUAUGGAUUUGCUCUACAAAUCAAAAAUGUCUUAAAGUGAAGUCAAAGAUGAGGUCAAGUCCUAUGUCUAAGCUAUUGAAACAAACUACAACGACACAAUCAAAGAGCUUAAGCUCCAAAAUGAAAGGCUAGUUAGAAAAAUAAAAAAGAUGCAGGGUGAAAAGGUUAACACUGCAGUGGAGAAAAAUGAUUUAGAAGCCUUGUUUGUAGACUGCAUUGAGGAUGUGAGGAAAGACAUAAUGAAGAGAAGACUUAAGAAUGAAAUAGUUCAAAAGAAGAAAGGCUUGAUGCCAUUUGAUAAGAAUGACGAGGAUGCUAGAGAAUUCGAAGAGAGCUUGAUAAAACUGGCAUCUCUAGCUAAAAGUAAAAUCAAGCUAACUGACUUCAGUCAGAAGGAUAGAUUCAAUGUACUCGACUUAUUUGUAAAUAAUGAAAAGACUCUGAUCAAGAUCUACGAAGCAUUGUUCCCACAUAGAGUAUAACAAGCUAAUAAUGCAGUAAAUCAAGUCUUGACAUAGAAGAGUAUCAUAAAUACCAAGCCGCAAACUCAUAACAACAAUCGAAUGGAUAUGAGCAUAACUACUUCUUCAAAGAAUAUGGAUAUGAUGUAAUCAUUAGAUGAUCAUCCCCCAACAACAAGUCAAGACCAAAAUACUUCCUCAAUGUUUGAUAACACUCAUAUGUUCCCAAAGAUACCUCCAAACAAACCUAUGACUGAAAGCAUCAUAUUUAAUUCGAGCAAGUAUUAAAACAUGAGAAUUAACGCUAUGAAGCAGCUAUGA